AAAAAAGAAGAAGAAGUUAACAACAAGCGUUAAAUUAAUUAGAGCUUUGAUAUAAAAUAAAAGAAAGAAAUCUCUAGAGGAAUAUAAAUAUGUCACUAGCGGAUGAAUUAUUGGCAGAUUUAGAAGAAAAUGAUGACGGAGAACUCGAAUCAGCUAUCGAAACUAAAACAUCGAACGAGUCUUCUCACGAGUUCGCUGUGCCUUACCCUGUUAUUCCAAAAGAAGAAGAAAUCAGAAACGUUUCAAUCCGGGAAUUGGCAAAAUUGAGAGACUCUGAUCGCCUAAAACGAGUAAUAUCAGAGAUUGAGCAAAAUGUGGGAAACAAUAGAAAGAAAAUAGAUGUAAUGGGCUUGAUGGAAUCUGAUCCAGAGUACCAAUUGAUAGUAGAAGCUAAUAAUAUUGCAGCAGAAGUGGAUGGAGAAAUUGCUAUUAUCCACAGAUUUGUUCGUGAUAAAUACCAGAAGCGGUUUCCGGAACUUGAAUCAUUAAUAGUCACUCCGCUUGAGUAUAUUCGUUCUGUCAAAGAACUUGGAAAUGACUUGGAUCGAGCUAAGAACAAUGAGAUAUUACAAAGUUUUUUAACUCAAGCUACUAUUAUGAUUGUAUCUGUGACUGCAUCAACUACUCAGGGAAAAUUAUUAACUGAUAAUGAACUAGCUGAAAUAUAUGAAGCCUGUGAUAUGGCAGCGGAACUUAACACAUUUAAAUCAAAGAUCUAUGAGUAUGUGGAAAGCAGAAUGACAUUUAUUGCGCCAAAUAUUACUGCUAUUGUUGGGGCCUCAACGGCAGCUAAAAUAUUGGGUAUUGCUGGUGGUCUCUCAAAGUUGUCAAAAAUGCCUGCAUGCAAUGUUCUAACACUUGGACAGCAAAAGAAAACUCUCUCUGGAUUCUCUCAGGCUGCAGCUUUACCCCAUACUGGAUUUAUAUAUUUUUCACAAAUUGUUCAAGAUACACCACCUGAAUUGCGAUUUAAAGCAGCCAAAUUAGUAUCAACAAAACUUACUUUGGCAUCCCGAGUAGAUGCUUGUCAUGAUUCGACUGACGGGCAUAUCGGUCGACAGCUCCGUGAAGAAAUAGAAAAGAAAUUGGACAAGUUGCAGGAACCACCGCCAGUGAAAUUUGUGAAACCACUUCCGAAGCCUAUAGAGCAGAGUCGUAAGAAGCGCGGAGGAAAACGCGUACGGAAAAUGAAGGAGCGAUACGCCAUGACAGAGUUCAGGAAGAAUGCGAACAGGCUCAACUUUGCUGACAUUGAAGAUGAUGCCUACCAGGAGGACCUUGGCUACACUCGUGGUACGAUCGGCAAGUCGAGUACUGGCCGCGUCCGAUUGCCACAAAUAGACGAAAAGACAAAAGUCCGAAUCAGCAAGACCCUUCAAAAGAACUUGCAGAAGCAAAACCAACAGUACGGUGGCGCCACCAGUAUUAGAAGACAAGUUUCUGGCACUGCGUCGUCUGUGGCUUUCACACCAUUGCAGGGUUUGGAAAUAGUAAAUCCUCAAGCAGCCGAAACGAGAGUCAACGAAGCGAAUGCAAAAUAUUUCUCUAAUACGUCAGGAUUUUUAUCCGUCGGAAAGAAGACAACUUGAUAGCGAUAAUUCUUGUAUAAUGAUUUGUAUAAUUUAAAAAUUAUGUUUUAUGUACUGUGAUUGUCGAUAUCUGUAAGUUUAAAUAAAGAAUAGUCAGC
Molecule: messenger RNA, 1687 nt
Organism: Diatraea saccharalis (sugarcane borer)
Lineage: Eukaryota; Metazoa; Arthropoda; Insecta; Lepidoptera; Crambidae
Source: the annotation of a GenBank genome assembly